Messenger RNA from Penaeus chinensis, 2339 nucleotides. RefSeq lists its product as uncharacterized. Bases 137 to 2047 code for a protein of 636 amino acids. NCBI's taxonomy places the organism in Eukaryota, Metazoa, Arthropoda, Malacostraca, Decapoda, Penaeidae. The transcript has 11 exons. The record is from RefSeq and is a predicted model, not a curated record.
CGCGCAGAUCAUUUCUCACAGGAGGUCAGGUCAAAACCUUUACGGCAGUUGUGAAUAUCUCUGAAAUACGGCAGGUUCUUCCAUUACAAAACCUGCGUGUUUUUGCGAACGAAUUUCGAAUUUUAAAGUAAUAAGGAUGAUAAGGCGUAUCCAAUGGCUAAGGCCCUCCAUCAAACACCUCCUCUGGUUCGCUGCAAUAUGGCUGCUGACUUUCGCCGUUCUAAAAACCGCCCACGACUCCGCCCUCAUGCUCGCGCCAUGGCCAGAACCCGCCAACACGACCUCGAACUGGCUCAAAACCUCCGUGGACCCCGAUUACCCAUUCAAGAACGAAGAGAAAAACGGUCGCGAAGGAAAAAAACGUCACGAAGGGAAAAACAGUCACGAAGAGAAAAAAAGUCACGAAGAGGAAAACAGUCAUGAAGGGAAAAACAGUCACGAAGGAAAAAACAGUUACGAAGGGAAAAACAGUCACGAAGGGAAAAACAGUCACGAAGGGAAAAACAGUCACGAAGAGAAAAACAGUCACGAAGAGAAAAAAAGUCACGAAGAGAAAAAAAGUCACGAAGAGAAAAACAGUCACGAAGCCGCUCACGACGGCACGUGCUCCUGCGCCUUCGAGCGGACUGAGAGGGAUUUCUUCCUUGCGAAGGAGUACGAGAAGAAGAUCCCCAGGCUCAAUACAACGGCGCUGGAGCUUCUGGAGUCUUCUCACCCCAACCUCCCGGCGACUUUCCUGCACCAACGAGGCCUCGCGGGCGGCUGCGACCUCCUGCCCUCUCAGUUCGGCGUCGCGUGGCACAACGAGGUGUGGCAGGAGGCGGCCGGAGGCGCCGAGGCGGGCGAGAGCAUCUUCCUGUACUCGGCUUUCUACGACCCGAGGACGGGCACCGAUCUGCCCCCGUGCGUGAGGAUCCUGGGGAUGAGCCAGCGAGAGAACCCGGACUCGAUGUGGUGCCAGCUGUGGUUCGACGCCCGCGCCGCGCCCGUGGCCGCCAGGGUGGUCGACGUCGAUCAUAUCGAUUACCAAGGAAAGGACCCCGGACGCCAGAUGCCCUUCCUGUUCACGUGCCCCCUCCCUGCCCCCGUGGCCGACCUGGUGCCCUCCGCCGUGUCACUGGCCCCCCUCCCCUGCAGCCCCGCCAGGAACGUCCUCAAGGUCGUGGGAGGUCGAGAGCGAGCGUCGUCUGCCUUCGUCGGCGAGCAGGACGGUAAGAACGCCCCUGCCUGGAACGUCGCCGUCUGCGGCCCCGCCCUCUAUUACUACAACGAAGACAUCUCCGAUCGCCUCAUCGAAUGGCUCGAGAGGCUGCGGGCCAUGGGCGUGGCGAAGGUUUUCCUGUACGAGACUGACGUGGCGCCCAAUAUUAGCCAGGUUCUCCGCCACUACGAAGCAGAUGGCUUUGUCCACACCUUACCUUACUCUUACCCACCGCCGUAUCCGAAUCAUCCGGCGACGCGAUGGAUAUGGAGACACCACGAAAACGCCAAGAUGUUCAGCCAAGAGAACAUCUACUUCAGCGACUGCGUGUUGAGGCACAUGCACGAGUACCGCUUCAUCGCCCACUUCGACCCGGAUGAAGUGCCUAUCCUGCUGCGCCACGAGUCUCUCCCCGCGCUGGUCGGCGAUCUGCUCAGGUCCUCUGCGGGUUUCGCACAACCGACCUAUUAUCUGAAUAUGAUCGACUUGUACGAGGACCUCCCCCACACAGAGAAGGUGCGCGGAGUCCCUCCUUCCCUAUGGUUUCUCAGGCACAGUAUAAGACCCAAGGAGGACCCUGAAUAUACAAACCCGAUGGCGAAACCCAUCUUUGACAUGGACAUCGUACGCGGUGUGUCUUCGCACAUUCACAUUACUUGUGUUGUUAUGUGCGAGUCCACAAACCGUGUAAGCCCGAGUGUAGCUUACCUAGGUCACUUUAAAGGACCGUGUGGAGAGAAAUGCCGAGACAGAGAUUUAUUGAGGACAGAGACAGCACAUUUUCGGAACAGGGAAUCUAUUCUCCAAGCUGUUACUUCCAUUAAGAAAAAGAUACAGUUGAUAUAACUUAGUCUUAGCUUUGAGUAUGAAGUCUUUACUUACUCAGUUUAAUUUAGUUUAGUUAAUAGACUUUGGGAAGUUAGUUCCAACACUUGUUUUUUUUCUUCUUUCUUUCUUUCUUUCUUUUUUGAUGAAUGAAUGAAUGAAUGUUACCCUUAGUUUUUUCAACCAGUAUGAGAGUUUGUUAACCCUCAAUCUGUAACAGUUAGUCAAGUCAUAGCAGAAGGCAAGUUGUUUGUAAUAUUUAUUAUACGUACUCAUUGCCCUAAUCCCGUAAUAUCUGUUUAACAAAGAAGAG